Molecule: messenger RNA, 3479 nt
Organism: Planococcus citri (citrus mealybug)
Lineage: Eukaryota; Metazoa; Arthropoda; Insecta; Hemiptera; Pseudococcidae
Gene: kay
Product: transcription factor kayak
Exons: 5
Coding region: 412-1713 (433 amino acids)
Biological process (GO): regulation of transcription by RNA polymerase II
Cellular component (GO): nucleus
Molecular function (GO): DNA-binding transcription factor activity, RNA polymerase II-specific; RNA polymerase II cis-regulatory region sequence-specific DNA binding
Source: RefSeq, a predicted model, not a curated record
CUACUUGUUGUUAGCUUGUGCCUUGUGCGUUUUAACGUUUUAAUGAAUUCGUGUGCGAUGGUCCCGAGCUCGUUCAGUCUUCGUUAAUUGCACUUGAGAUUCGUACGGUUUUGGUUUGAGGUUCUUCUUGUGGUGAUUGUUGUUGAAAGUCGAACGCGAACCAUAAAUAAAAAAACAUCGCGCAAUUUUUAUAAAAGGUGCGAAAUUUUUUCGUUCGAGAAUUUUGUUUUUAUUUUUUGUCAUCAUCAUUGUUGUUGUUGUCAUCGUAUAAACUCGCAAUUUUUUUUGUUGAAAAUUCGGUUUUUUUUUCAUUCUUUCUUCUGCGUGGAAAAAGAAAACACUCGUAGUCUUCGGAAAAUUUAGAUUUUAUACGCGAAUUAUUUUUCAUUUGACGAGACUAAAACUAUUUUAAUGUCACAACUUGUGCCUACCAAUUCUUCUCCAGUUUGGAAUACUUGGGAAAACGAUCUUAUGUCCACAACCACCAUGUACACGGAUACGAAUACUAAUUGGAGUUACGAUAAAUCUUACUACCAUAAAAUGGGUAUUCCGGAUUAUUCUCAGUUGGACGUAUUGAAUUGCCAGCCGAGCAGAACGACGCCUACGUUAACGUCGGUUACUCCGGCCACGAUGAGGAGCUUAGAUUUAGAUCAAACGUACCUGGAAGGUUAUCAGCAGGAUGGAGAGUCGCAUCAAAAUCAAGCCGGUUUCGUGCCUCCGUUGGUGUCAUCGGCCAGUGUGCCAACUUCGCUGCCCUCGAAUGUUCACGACAGUGUCGAAGGUAAUGGCAGUCGAAUCCUCAAUUUGGUCGACAUGAAAACCUGGCAGGGCGGCACAGCUACCGUUUCCGAUGUUCCAUCUCUAAUACACAUGAAUCCUAACAGCCUGUCGCCUCCUAUACCUACGCCUGUUUUAUCUAUGGCUUGCGAAAACAGCAAUAGCAGCAGCAGCAGUCCCUUAUCGUCCCAUAGUGGCCGUAGAAAUACCGGUGGACGUCGUCCCAACAACGAGAAGGGGAUUUCUCCGGAAGAAGACGAAAGAAGAAGGCAAAGAAGAGAACGUAAUAAAUUGGCUGCGGCUCGUUGCAGAAAAAGGCGACUUGAUCAUACCAACGAAUUGCAAGAGGAAACCUCAGAGUUGGAAAGCAAAAGGCAACAUUUGCGCGAAGAAGUAGAAAAAUUGAAACGAGAAAAAGAAGAAUUACAAUUCGUACUGGAAUCGCACCUGCAGCAGUCUCACUGCCGUGUCAGAGACUCAGACUCUCCGGUGGACAUCAAGCCUUUCGUUUUGAAUCCUUUGUUGGAAACUCAUAUGAACUCGAUGGUGACCAAAUCAACGGUCGUCACGAGUUGUGAAGAUACCAAGCUGGUGUACAGCUCGAUGGGCAUUCCUGUCAGCACCGAUAUUAAACCUGUGACAACGAUGUCUGCUCCUCGACCGAGACCGAAUUCGUUGCCUGUUUCUAAUACCUUUAUACCUAAAAAUAACAAUAACAAUAAUAAAAAUAAUAUGGGCUUCGCCGAAAUGGCCGGUAUCGCUAUCACUACGCCGUCCAACGGUUUAUUAAAUUUUGAUUCGUUGAUGGAUGGUGGUACUGGACUAACACCUACCAUAACUUCGCUAAUUCCAUCCUGUUCGACUCAGCUGAGAAAUUCAAACGUUGUCGAUUUAUCUAGUCCGGAAUCCCUUCCAAACAAAUUGGUCUCAUUAUGACCGCUUUUCGACCAUAGUGAUACUGUUUUCAAAAAUUAUAACCUUUUGUACGCUGUCAGUUAAUGAGAUAAUAUGUUUUUAGAUGGAAGUUUAAUAUUACAUCGAUUAGGAAUUUUUAUUAUGUAUUUUUUUUUUUUUUUUUUCAUUCAUUAUAUGUACCUACUAUGAGCAUUUUGAAUUUUUUCCUUUUUCUUAUUGUACUAUUUUAGUAGUUUUUUUAGGGUUUAAUUGUUCGUGUGCAUGUCUGUGUAUAUUUUUAUGUAUGUUUUUCCCUUUUAUUUUUUGAAAAAGUAUUUUUUAAAUAAUACGAUUAUUUCAAUUUUGAGAUGUUUAUCCGUUCGAAAUUUGCUUUAUUAAAGAAAAAGAAAAAUUGUAAUAGAACAUUUAAUGUGAUAUCAUUGCCAUUUUUUUUUGUCGUCGUCGUAUUUUUACGCUAAAAAUUGCAUCUCAUUAAUUGAUACGUUCUAGAAAUUUGUUUUCAUAAGUAAUGUAAGGUUGUUCGAUUCGAUUUCAUUUUCUUUAUUUUUAAUUUUUUUUUUCUUCUUUCGCCUCGUAUACGUAUUAUAAAAUAAGGUUAAAUACGACGAGUCGAGUAACCCUAGUACCCCAAUUUCAUUUUAUAUUUUUAGGUUUCGUAUUAGGCGUGUGUUUUUUUUGCGCUAUUUAAGGAAAAAAGUGUCAAUUUAUUUUUAAGUAUAAUGUUCUUAGGUUUUUAGUACGUUACCAACGAGUGAAAUUUUGUGGCAUAUAACCAGUUUUUUUUGUCUCCCCCCCUUUUUUUUUUGUACAAUUUUGUCAGGAACCGUCGACCGUAUAUAAUGGACGAAUAAUUCAAAUGGCAGGAAAUGACGCCCACAUUUUGGAUGCAGAAUCCUGGAAACGUUCUGCACAUGCGCCAAACAUGAUGCUUACGGUGCUGGCGGAGAGAGAGACGGUUCCCUGGUUCAACCCACGUUCAACCAGUAAACCGUCUCUCUCUCCACCAGCACCGUAAGCGUCAUGUUUGGCGCAUGAGCAGAAGAUUUCCAGGAUUCUGCAUCCAAAAUCUAGGCUUCACAUUUUGUCAUUUUUUCACCGUUGAAUUAUUCGUCCAUUAUAUACGGUCGACGUCAGGAACCGAUAAUUUAUAUAAACUGCAUGUAUAUUAUAUAUUAAGUGAAACGAGUUAAACGCUCCGAAAAAUAGUAGAGUUUUUUUUAUUAGUGCCUUCGGUCUGUGAUUAUUUUUCCAUUUUUAUUCUAUUACACGCACGUGACUAAAAAGUUUUUUUUCUCAGAACAAAUAAUUUUUUUACAUUGAUUUGCUCAUAUAGCUGCAAAGACUUUCCUGGUUUUUGAAAGUUGCAUUUUUUUUUGUCGUUUUUUUUCUCUCCUUCUCUUUUACUGGGAAUAAUGCAGGCAUUUUUUUUGAAUAUUUAAGAAUUUAUAUAGUUAAUGUAUUUAUGUUCGAUAAAGUUCGAGCUUUUUUUUAUUUAAAAAUUUUUUCAGCUUGAAUUAUUUAUUGAAUUUAUAACGGUUGUAUAUAAUCUUUUUUUUUCUUUCUUUUUUUUUCUGUUAGGUUAUUUUCUAUGUGUGAGUCAAAAGGCCAAUUUUCAUUGCGAAUGUAUUUUAAUAUGAAAGUGUACCAAUAAGCGUUAACCAAAUGUAACGAAUUACUUGUCUUCAAAACAAUAUUUGAUACUCUUUAUGUAAUAAGUAUUAAUUAUUUUUGUAAUGAAAACUCGCCUUGAGGUUUUUUAUUUUUGAAUAAAAUUUAUGCAAAAAUUA